This is a messenger RNA of Mucor velutinosus, 1161 nucleotides long. RefSeq names its product GTP-binding protein. The coding region runs from base 1 to 1161 and encodes 386 amino acids. Gene Ontology annotation, biological process: ubiquitin-dependent protein catabolic process. The record is from RefSeq and is a predicted model, not a curated record. Gene Ontology annotation, molecular function: structural molecule activity. The transcript has 4 exons. Gene Ontology annotation, cellular component: nucleus; proteasome regulatory particle, lid subcomplex; cytosol. Lineage: Eukaryota; Fungi; Mucoromycota; Mucoromycetes; Mucorales; Mucoraceae.
AUGACUCAAAAUAUGGAAGUAGACUUCGAUGUUCCCAAGUUCUUGAACGAGGAAAGACAAAAGACGCCUGCUCAACUCCAACAUUACUAUACUACAUUUGAAGAUCUCUAUGAAAGAAAGUUAUGGCAUCAAUUGACCACCAAGGUUUUGGAAUUCUUCAAGGAACCUGAAUCUGCUCCUUAUCAAAUCUCACUCUUUCAAAACUUUGUUGCUGAAUGGGAGGACAAAACCAACAAAUUAUCACUCGUCUCUAUUGCUCUUCAGGCUGCAAAGCAAUUCUCUGACUUGAACGAAUCUGUCAGCUUUUUGGAUGAAAUCAUUAAAAAGGUCGAUACACCUGAAACCAAAGAUGUCUACGUCCUUGCACUUAUGGAGUCAGCACAGUUCAAACUAAAGUUAAAUCAAACAGACGACGUAAAGAAGGCCAUUGAUGAAUCGGAAAAGAUUUUGGAUGGAUUUGAUAGUGUCGAUACAGCUAUUUAUGCCAAUUUCUAUCGUGUCAGCGCUGAAUAUUACAAGGUCAAGGCCAACUAUGCUCAAUACUACAAGAGUGCAUUGUUGUAUUUGGCUUGCGUCGACGUUGAAGAGUUGAAUAUGAAUGAUAGAAUUGAAAGAGCUUAUGACCUUUCUCUGUCUGCAUUGUUGGGUGACAUGAUUUAUAACUUUGGUGAAUUGUUAAUGCACCCUAUCCUCGACUCUCUUACUGGCACUGAGCACGACUGGCUUCGUUCCUUAUUAUUCGCCUUCAAUGCUGGUGAUAUUGGCAAAUUUGAAGCAUUGGUACCUCAUUUUACAAAACAACCUUUACUCCAACAAAACCAAGGCGCACUCAGAAGAAAAAUCUGUUUAAUGUCUUUGAUUGAGGCCGUUUUCAGACGCUCCACAGAUAACCGCUCUAUUCCCUUCUCUGAAAUUGCAGCUGAAACUCGUUUAUCCGUUGACGAAGUUGAACAUUUAGUCAUGAAGGCAUUGUCUUUGAAAUUGAUCCGUGGUUCUAUCGAUCAAGUGGAUCAAAUUGUUGUUGUUACCUGGGUUCAACCUCGUGUUCUUGACAGAGAUCAAAUUGAAGGCAUGAGACGUAAGCUCACAGAAUGGGAUAAUCAAGUCAAAAAGAUCAGUGCUUUUGUUGGCGAACAAGGUGGUGAAGUCUUUGCUCAGUAG